AACGUAAUGGAGCAGCUGGCACCCUAGAGAGCAUCGUCUGCCAUGCAAUGCUUACCAUCUUCAGUAAGAGAGGCGACGGUAUAGUGUGUGGACGUGCUGCUCCCUUACUCUUGUACUCUUGUCACAUUUCCUAUCAAUUUACCAGUCACAAGAAAACCAUGUCUCGCUCAGCUGACCGUUACCGGAUGAGUUCAAAUCAGUGCGUGUUGGGUAUUGAUAUAGGGACGACCUCGGUCAAGUGCUGUCUGGUGGACGUUGUAUCCAAGGAGGUCAUCUCCAGCCAGAAGAAGGACACGUACUCAGAUGUCCCCAGCGAACUUGGCACAGAAGGCAACAAGCAGGACGUGCCUCGCAUUCUGUCGGCACUGCAGAUGUGUGUCUCGCGACUGCCUAGAGAAGGGAUGCGCAAGGUGAAGAAAAUUGGCGUGUGUGGCCAGAUGCACGGCUGUAUGCUGUGGAAGCACGGUGAAGCUUGGGAACAGAAACCAGAUUCUGACAGAUUUGAAGUUGGCCAAGUAAGUAAUCUGUAUACAUGGCAAGACAGUCGAUGCUCACAGGAGUUCUUAUCAUCGCUCCCUGUGCCAAAAUCACACCAGACAGUAUCGACUGGUUUUGGCUGUGCUACGUUACUCUGGUUCUCCAAACACAAACCUGAAACUUUAACGAGAUUCAACCGAGCGGGAACAAUCCAUGACUUCCUUGUGUGUAUGUUGUGUGGGCUAGACCAUCCUAUUAUGUCCCUGCAAAUUGCUGCCUCCUGGGGCUAUUUCAACACCGUUACUAAGGAAUGGAAUUACGAGUCUCUACAAGAAGCUGGACUGCAGUGUGACUACCUGCCAAAGGUGGUGGACUCUGGGGAGGUGGUGGGGAAGUUAGCCAAUGCCUGGUACCUCAUACCAGCCGGCACACCCGUCAUCGCUUCGCUCGGUGACCUUCAGUGUUCAGUCCUGCCGUUGCUCUCCAAGAAUAGUGAAGCCGUGAUCAACAUUUCUACCUCAGCACAAAUAUGCUUCAAGAUGCCUCAAGACUUUGCACCAGCAGAGGAGCCACCAGUCAAUCCAGAACCAAUUGAGUACUUCCCCUUCUUUGAUAACUCUUACUUGGCCGUGGCUGCCUCACUGAAUGGCGGUAAUGCCCUUGCAGCUUUCGUGAGAACAGUGCAGCAGUGGAGCCUUGACUUAGGUUUUCAGGUUCCUCAGUCCAAAAUUUGGCAGAGGAUUCUUGAGUUGGGAGGAGACCCCCAGAGCAAGUCAUCACUGGUGAUCAAACCAACAAUCUUUGGGGAACGCCACACACCCAUGGCUAACGCUGAUGUAUCCAACAUUGACCUGGGCAAUGUGUCCCUGGCCAAAGUUACACGAGCACUGUGUAAGGGAGUGAUAACCAACAUACACAGCAUGAUGCCAAGGUCAAUGCUUGUAGAGAACGGUAUUACAAGUAUCAUUGGGGGCGGGUCAGCCCUUGCCAGGAAUCCCAUCUUGCUGCGGGAGAUAGAGGAGCUGUACAACCUUCCCGUGUCAAUAGACUCUCGGGGUGAUGCUGCAUAUGGGUCUGCCCUGGCAGCCAUAAAUGCCAAAUAGAGUUGAGACAUUAUUUCAGGAUAUAUUCAAGGUAGGAAGGAAUGGGCAGUUGAGUGCAUAUAUGAUGAUUCUAUGUUCUUGCUUCCUAUGUUGUCAACCCAACCCACCAAGAUAAUUGUACAGCAAACCUCAGGAACUGAAACCCUGUUUCUCAAAUGCAAGUUGAGGAAAAUUUCUUGAAGAACAGCAUGAAAAUAUCUUGGGCUUGUGUUAUAUUAAAUUCAGUCCAAUCAGUCACAAUAUUUAGGUCUUCUGCCACUGUUUGUUAAGCCUUAUGAGUCAAAGAUCUUGUAUCUGGUAUUGUUGUAGAUUUUGUGCUACAGCAAACUCAGCCUAGCUAGUCAAAGAUCUUCUAUCGGAAUUUAGAGUUCCUGCUGCAGUAAAUUAUGUACUGUGAGACUCAGAUUGUGUGUGUGUGAUUCUGAUAUAGGUUCGUAAAUUUUUAGAUGUGUUGCAUAAUACUGAAGGAAUGCAACCAAGAUGUUUGGUGUCUUCUUCCCGUGCCUGAACCCGUUCCUUAUGACUGUCUUUCUUACCCUCUAUAUCUCUGAUGCCUUGUACCCUUCUGGAACCUGCUCUAAUACUGAACAGUUUCUUUUGAUUAUCUUAGAUCAACGUGGGCUGGUGGUUCUAUCUUCAAUUGAAGAUCGUGAAAAUAUUUUAUUCCUUCUUUUACUUACUUCUGGCAACAGCGAGUUCUUUGUAACUGGUUGUGGCAGCUCCCUCUUAUUUAGAGCUGUGCUGUUUGCAUAUUUUGGUACAAAGUCCACAGCAUUUAUUUUCAUUUAUAUCAUUUAGGACCUUGGCUGUAGAGUAGGUAUUUUUUCAUGUUUCUAUUUUUUAUUUGUAUAGAGGCUUAAUGAACCACUUCCAACACUUGAAGUUGGUAUUGAAGUGCCAUUACUUGAAUAGAUGAGAAUAGAAUCUCUCAUAGUGUGUUUUGGUGAUCCCCCCUCAGAAAACAACCAAACUUAGCUUGUUGUCUGCCUCACAAGUAGCACUCUGAUGGUGAUACAAGCUUUUUCAGCAUACCAUCUACUCGUAGGUACCAAUGAUGAAAAUGUUUGUUGAACAGAAUCCCUUUCAGUUUGAGAAAAAGAAAAUUGUAUUGUUAUACAUUAUAUAUGUAAUUUCUGUUGUUAGUAAUCCAAUUCACUAUGUAUCUCUGCUGACUGGUUUUAGUUAUAAUUUAGAAACUGUGGUUAACAGUGUAUUAAUCCAAAAGCAAUUGUAACCCCUUCUGUCAAGACCUGGGGUGUGGUGGUGAUCUGUCGGCUAGUUUAUCCCCGGUGUGGGUUUAGUUGUUCAAUGAGAGUGAAAAGGCUUGUGAUGGGAUCACCAUGUUUGGUAGUAAGAUAAGUCUUCCAUAAUGUAUAUACUCAUAUCAUAUGUGGCCAACAGGUCAGGCCUCCAGGUUAAGUGUGGUAAACAGGUCAGGGCUCCAGGUCAUGUGCAAUCAACAGGUCAGGGCUACAGGUCACAUUUGUGGUCAACAGGUCAGGACUGAAGGUCACAAUUGUGGUCAACAGGUCACAACUGGAGAUGCUCUCGUGAUUUUAGUUUUAACGAUGUUGGUCAGUCUGUGUGCUAAAUGCCCAUGAAUUAUAUAUAUAAAUGCUUAAAUAUUAGGUAAAUGCACAUUUAUAAGUAAUUAUGAGUUCGUAUACAGUAAUACCCCAGUUAGUGCUCAGGAUACAUUCCUGGAAAACAGAGUUAUUUGAAACAGCACUCUAUGGGGUCAUUAUACCAUUGCAUGUUUGGAGAUGUGUUCCUGAUGACAUUAUUUUUCUACCUAUGAGAUAUAUACACUGUUGUAUGUGAAGGGUAAACCAAGUCCCCCAUUGACGUCGUUGAGAAAAAAUUGAAAAUACAGUACAGUAAACCCUCGAUAACUCGGCACAUACGGGGCCCUGGUCUUGCCCAGUUAUCCCAAAUUAUCGACCCAUAUACUGUAUGUAUACAUGUAAUUACUAAAUGUCAAAAAGUAUCACUUACCAGUACUGCAGGUGAAGAAUAAAGCAUUG
Molecule: messenger RNA, 3604 nt
Organism: Homarus americanus (American lobster)
Lineage: Eukaryota; Metazoa; Arthropoda; Malacostraca; Decapoda; Nephropidae
Product: sedoheptulokinase-like
Exons: 12
Coding region: 48-1580 (510 amino acids)
Biological process (GO): carbohydrate metabolic process
Cellular component (GO): cytosol
Molecular function (GO): sedoheptulokinase activity
Source: RefSeq, a predicted model, not a curated record